Messenger RNA from Ambispora leptoticha, 546 nucleotides. Lineage: Eukaryota; Fungi; Glomeromycota; Glomeromycetes; Archaeosporales; Ambisporaceae. The record is from the annotation of a GenBank genome assembly.
AUGGCUAAUGGAACUUUAUCGGGGUUAAAUAAAAAGGCCGCCAGCAUUCGUCAAAGAUUAGUCGAAAAUAAUUUAGUGGAUGCUAUUAUUACUCUCCCGAGCAACCUUUUUUACUCUACUCAAAUUGCCCCUUGUUUGUGGAUACUCCGGAAGGGAAGGGAAAAUAAUGGUAUUCUCAUGAUUGAUAUUUCGUCUGAUGAGUUUGGCGAAAAAGUAAGCAGUAGUGAAAGGAGAUUGACCGAGAAAGAAAUUAAAAAUGUAUCGCGAAUAUAUCAAGAAUUCCAUCAAAAAGGCUCCAUUGAAAAAUCAACUAUUAUUCCUGCUCGGGUAGUUUUCCCCACAGAAAUUAGGGAAAAAAACUAUAUUUUAGUUCCAACUCGUUAUUUGUCCCAAAAUGAAAUUGAAUUAACUCCCGAAGAAAUAGAUAAAAAAUUACUAGAAACUACUAGUGAAUUAGAAGAUUUAAUAACCGAACAAGAUAAAUAUCACCAAGAAUUAAAAAAAUUAUUAGCCGACAUAAAAAAAGAAAUCGAAAGCGAUGAGUAG